UUCUAUGACGGCGUAUUUCCGUUUCCGUGUCCUUGGUAACACGAAGUGGCAUUCUCGCUGCAGAGGUUUCAAGCAAAAAUGGCAAAAAUAAGUAAGGAGACCAAACAGCGACUCCAGCAGCUGUUUCAAUGCGGACAGUUCGCCAUUCGAUGGGGUUUUAUUCCAACCGUGCUGUACUUAGGGUUCAAACGAGGAGCAGAUCCAGGAAUGCCAGAGCCCUCAGUCUUGGGCUUACUUUGGGGUUGAGGAGCGACAGCGUCCACACCAACACCCCACUUCUGAAAGCCACGACAACCACCUUGCAUUGAACAUUUAUUUUUCACAUUCUGCUCAGAAAUUUACAA
This is a messenger RNA of Hippocampus comes (tiger tail seahorse), 344 nucleotides long. It is a transcript of the gene tomm7, whose product is annotated as translocase of outer mitochondrial membrane 7 homolog (yeast). Gene Ontology annotation, biological process: protein import into mitochondrial matrix. The transcript has 3 exons. Gene Ontology annotation, cellular component: mitochondrial outer membrane translocase complex. The record is from RefSeq and is a predicted model, not a curated record. NCBI's taxonomy places the organism in Eukaryota, Metazoa, Chordata, Actinopteri, Syngnathiformes, Syngnathidae. The coding region runs from base 79 to 246 and encodes 55 amino acids.